Molecule: messenger RNA, 432 nt
Organism: Puccinia triticina
Lineage: Eukaryota; Fungi; Basidiomycota; Pucciniomycetes; Pucciniales; Pucciniaceae
Exons: 2
Coding region: 1-432 (143 amino acids)
Source: RefSeq, a predicted model, not a curated record
AUGACCCCGGCCCUGUUAUUGGAUCAGAGUACAGCUACGGAUCAGAUAGACCUCACCAAUGACCUCCCCUACGUUGGAUCUCUCAAAAUCACGGUGAACGAACGCAAUUGCAAAGCAAAGGUGUAUUCGAAUUCGAUCUUCAAUUUUCUCAUGGAAGGCAAGGCUUGGACGGUCAAUGGGAUAGCCGCUGCCACCGUAUCACUUGGAAAGGUAUCCAGCGUUACCUCCUUUUUGGUUACUGACAGGAUUGGACCUUUGAUCCUUGGCAAAACAUUCCUGGACGACUUCCCUGCCAAGCUACAGCGUAAAGGAUUGUUGGGCCCAGCGCUGGCAUUCUCAGACUCAAGUGGAACAAAGUACAUUGCUCCAAUCAUUGACACUAGGAAGAACAAAUACGACAAUCAGGACAAAUCAAUGACCAGUCCUCCUUGA